AUGGAACUGAAGAGGGGAAAGACCUUCAUCAAAUCCAGCUUGCAGAUUUCCCACGAGAAACCACCAGAUCCAGCAGUCACUCCUCCAGCCAGGGAGGAUGCAGGCCCCUGGUCAGUCUCAGUGGGAGGGCAGCAGAAGCCCUCUGGUGAGAAGAGCUCCCAAGUCAUUUCCAGUGCACAAGGGUAUGACAGAUCCCCCAACAGGGGGGUGCAGCCCGACCCUGAGGAGGAGCCCGUGGCCCUCUGUGGAACCACCUUCAAGUUGGUGCGGAAGAGCAAGACACACAACAGUGUUCCUGGGGCUGCAAAAGCAGCCACCACCACAGGGCAGCUGGUGGGCAGUGUGAGCUUCCCGGGGCCCUCCAGCAGCCAGCGCAUGAUUGACUACCGUCACUUUGUGCCCCAGAUGCCCUUCGUACCAGCUGUGGCCAAGAGCAUCCCAAGAAAGAGAAUUUCCCUGAAACGGCCUAAGAAGUGCUUCCGGAACCUAUUCCACAUCCGCAAAAGCAAGACAGAGAACCUCGCCUCAUUGGCAGCCAAGGAGAAGAGCCUAUCCUCCCCCAGGCUCCCGUCAGAAGCUAUAGGGCAGCAUGGCAAAGCCUUCCUCUCCCUGGGUGAGGGGCUGGGGCUGGACAGCCUGUGCCAGGACCUGUCCGACAGUGAGUUUCUGCCUGACUUCGACCUCUGCAGUGUCCUAUGUGAGGACAUGGCCUCACUUAAGAGUUUUGAUUCACUCACAGGCUGUGGAGAGAUCUUUGCAGAUGAGAGCUCAGUGCCAUCCCUAGAACUAAGUGGAGGCUCUAAAAGUUCAAACUGGGCAUCCCAGGCUGUGGAGAGCAAGGCUCCCAAGGGCCCUUCCCAGGGAAGCAUGGAGCAGCUGGCAUCACCUGCCCAGAAUGAAGUGUCAGACUUCACCAAGUUCUGGGACAGUGUGAAUCACUCGGUGAGACAACAGCAGCGUGCCCUAUUGGGCCCAUGGCUGGUGGGACCCCAGGGGAUGGACACAGACCAGCCAAGGCCAGAUGUGGCUGGGCUGGCCGAGCUGCCCCUCUUCCCCUGCAGAGGUCCCCCUAGUGGUUCCAAAGCCAGCUCCAUAGACACAAGCACACCCAAAAGUGAGCAGCCAGAAUCUGUGUCCACGAGUGACGAGGGCUACUAUGACUCCUUUUCACCUGGUCUUGAAGAAGACAAGAAGGAGGCCCCAAGCCCAGGCACACCUGCAGCUGCCUUCCCCAGGGACAGCUACAGUGGAGAUGCCCUUUAUGAGCUUUUCUAUGACCCCAGUGAGGUCCCUGUUGGCCCGAGCUUGGAUGAUGACCUGUGUGUGUCUGACAGUCUGUCAGGGCCAGCCCUGGGGACACCACUGUCCAUGUGCAGCUUCCACGUGGGGGCUGAAGAGAACCUGGCCCCCGCGCCAGGCCCAGACCUGCUCAGCCAGGGCUUUCUACAGAGCUCCUGGAAGGGCAAGGAGUGUCUGCUGAAGCUCUGUGACACGGAGCUUGCCAUCACCAUGGGCAUUGUCAACUGGCUCCGCCGCACCCCUCCUGCCCCUGUACCUGCCCCUGGGGAGCCCACAGCCCCACCAGACCCCUCUAGAAUCCCAAGGGGACCAACAGAGAAGGUGGAGAGCAGGGAGAAUCAAGCCUUAGAUACAGGCAGGGCCACUGUGUGCUCAGCACCCAGUAGGCAGGAGCUGUGGGCACGACCCAGCAACAAAGCCUGUCUUGCUGGAGAGAGAGAGGUCCCAGGGGGUGUUGUAAGGGGUUCCAGUACCCUAUACAAGGACCUGUCUCUAGAGGAAAGGACACAAGGCUGCCCUGAAGGCUCAUUCUCCUCUGUGGGCUCUGCAGUCACCACGACAACCAACAUUUUCAGUAAAAGCAAAGAGCCUAGGCAAUCUGGGAAUCUGAGACAUUCCCAAGGGCCCUGGUGGCCAGGUCAUGGGGGAAGCACUCUCGAUGCAGGGCCUACACUGGUAGGCUGUGUGAACCAUGUGGCAGCCAUGCAGAUCUACCCAGCUGACCAGCCUCCAAGGCAGGACACAGGCAGUGAGCUUUUCAGACAGCCUCAGGCCUGGGCCCCUGACAUUCUGCAGCAGAAACAAGGGGCCAAGGUCUGUGCUUUGUCUUCCCCAGUCAGCCCACAGAACCAGACAUGUCCCGACCACUUCCUGAAGCUGAGCCAGCUCAGGCUGGAACCCUCCAAGCUGGGUGCCCAGGCCUGUGCCUCUGUGGAGGACCAGCCCCUGCAGCUAAGCCCCAGGGCUACAGAGGAGCAAGCAGCACAGAGGGGUCAGCAGGAUCCUGAGUCUCCCUCAGCUCCUGCUGCCCAGAAGAGCAACUUGGGCUUCCCCCCAGAAACCCUGGGACUUACUUUGGACAGCCAGAGGUAG
This is a messenger RNA of Castor canadensis (American beaver), 2391 nucleotides long. Lineage: Eukaryota; Metazoa; Chordata; Mammalia; Rodentia; Castoridae. The record is from RefSeq and is a predicted model, not a curated record.